Molecule: messenger RNA, 2593 nt
Organism: Miniopterus natalensis
Lineage: Eukaryota; Metazoa; Chordata; Mammalia; Chiroptera; Miniopteridae
Gene: CDK8
Product: cyclin dependent kinase 8
Biological process (GO): protein phosphorylation
Cellular component (GO): nucleus
Molecular function (GO): ATP binding; protein serine/threonine kinase activity
Source: RefSeq, a predicted model, not a curated record
CCUGGUCCCCCGACCCCAGUCCCCCGGCCUCGGAGGCUGUGACAAUGGACUAUGACUUUAAAGUGAAGCUGAGCAGCGAGCGGGAGCGGGUCGAGGACCUGUUUGAAUACGAGGGCUGCAAAGUUGGCCGAGGCACUUACGGUCACGUCUACAAAGCCAAGAGGAAAGAUGGGAAAGAUGAUAAAGACUAUGCUUUAAAACAAAUAGAAGGAACCGGAAUCUCUAUGUCGGCAUGUAGAGAAAUAGCAUUACUUCGAGAGCUUAAGCAUCCAAAUGUCAUCUCUCUUCAAAAGGUGUUUCUAUCUCAUGCAGAUAGGAAAGUAUGGCUUCUGUUUGACUACGCUGAGCAUGACCUCUGGCAUAUAAUCAAGUUUCACAGAGCUUCUAAAGCAAAUAAGAAGCCAGUUCAGUUACCUCGGGGAAUGGUGAAGUCACUAUUGUAUCAGAUCCUGGAUGGGAUUCACUACCUGCAUGCUAACUGGGUGUUGCACAGGGAUUUGAAACCUGCUAAUAUUUUAGUUAUGGGUGAAGGUCCUGAGCGAGGAAGAGUAAAAAUUGCUGAUAUGGGCUUUGCCCGGUUAUUUAAUUCACCUUUGAAGCCUUUAGCAGAUUUGGAUCCAGUAGUUGUAACAUUCUGGUACCGAGCCCCAGAAUUACUUCUUGGAGCGAGACAUUAUACCAAAGCUAUCGAUAUUUGGGCUAUAGGGUGUAUAUUUGCAGAACUACUAACGUCAGAACCAAUAUUUCACUGUCGACAAGAGGACAUCAAAACUAGUAAUCCUUAUCACCAUGACCAGCUGGACAGAAUAUUCAAUGUAAUGGGAUUUCCUGCAGAUAAAGAUUGGGAAGAUAUAAAAAAGAUGCCUGAACAUUCAACAUUAAUGAAAGAUUUCAGAAGAAAUACGUAUACCAACUGCAGCCUUAUCAAGUAUAUGGAAAAACAUAAAGUUAAACCAGAUAGUAAAGCAUUCCACUUGCUUCAGAAGUUGCUUACCAUGGACCCAAUAAAGCGAAUUACCUCAGAACAGGCUAUGCAGGAUCCCUAUUUCUUAGAAGACCCACUUCCUACAUCAGAUGUUUUUGCCGGUUGUCAAAUCCCUUACCCAAAACGAGAAUUUUUAACAGAAGAAGAACCGGAUGACAAAGGAGACAAAAAGAACCAGCAGCAGCAACAGGGCAAUAACCACACUAAUGGAACUGGCCACCCAGGGAAUCAAGACAGCAGUCACACACAGGGACCCCCGUUGAAAAAAGUGAGAGUUGUUCCUCCUACCACUACCUCAGGUGGACUGAUCAUGACCUCAGACUAUCAGCGUUCCAACCCACAUGCUGCCUAUCCCAACCCUGGACCAAGCACAUCCCAGCCGCAGAGCAGCAUGGGCUACUCAACUACCUCCCAGCAGCCUCCGCAGUACUCACAUCAGACUCACCGGUACUGAGCUGCGUUGGAAUAUUGUCAAUGCACUGUUGCUAAUGCUGCAGGACUGACUGUGCAGCUCUGCGGGAACCUGGUAUGGGCCAUGGGAAUGUACUGUACAACCACAUAUUCAAAAUGUCCAGUCGCCAAGUUCCACCACUUUUCACAGAUUGGGGUAGUGGCUUCCAAAUUAUACCUGUUUUGGGGUUAGACUUGAACAGAAAGUGCUAGCACGGUUUGUGUUGUGGAUUUGCUACUUCCAUAGUUUACUUGACAUGGUUCAGACUGACCAAUGCAUUUUUUUCAGUGACAGUCUGUAGCAGUUGAAGCUGUGAAAUGUGCUAGGGGCAAGCAUUUGUCGUUGUAUGUGGUGAAUUCUUUCAGUGUAACAACAUUAUCUGACCAAUAGUACACACACAAAAAGUUUAACUGGUACUUGAAACAUAUAGUAUAUGUUAACUCAACAAAAUAACCAAGACUCAAAAUGAGAUUAUUUUGGUACACCUUUCAUCUUAGUGUCUUAUCAGUGGGUUGAUUCAUUUUCUACAUUAAUCAGUGUUUUUUGACCAAGACUAUUGCUUGGGUUUUUUUGAAAGUACAAAAAGCCACAUAGUUUUUCCAGAAAGGUUUCAAAACUCCCAAAGAUUAAUUUCCAACUUAUAAGUUUGUUUUUAUUUUCAAUCUAUGACUUGACUGGUAUUAAAGCUGCUAUUUGAUAGUAAUUAAAUAUGUUGUCAUUGAUAUAAACCUGUUUGGUUCAGCAAACAAACUAAAAUGAUUGUCAUAGACAGUGUUUUACUUUUCCUGUUGGUGUUGCUGAUUUGUGAGCAUGCUUUAAGAUGAAAAAAGCAUGAAUGGUAACUUCCUUAAAAAGGUGCGGCAUCCAAUUCAGAUAUUUUGUCCUGAUUUUAAAGCUGGUUGGUGUAGUGCUAUUAAAAUUUUAUUCAGUUAAUUUCCUUUUUUAAAACUUGUUCGCACGUUGUUUAGGGUGCCCUUGCUUCAGCAAAGGAGAAGGAGUAGGAGAGCCUUAGCAUUUUUGAGGGAAAAAAACCUAUAACAUACAAUGUACUGUAUCAAACUAUUUUACAUGAAUGACACAAGUAUUCUGAAUUUAAAAGAAAUUGAACAUUGUUAAAAACAAGGUGUUAUGUAAUAAAUUUAUUUUUCAUAAAUCAA